UUGCGUUACGUCAGACAGCAGCGCCUCAAACAUGGCAGACAAGAGUAGCCAAGGGGAGCCCAAACCUGAAGCCCAGUUUGCCAAGAGAAUUGACCCGACAAAAGAAGCCCUGACCAAAGAACAGCUGCAGUUCAUCCGGCAGGUGGAGAUGGCGCAGUGGAAGAAGAAAACAGACAAGCUCCGGGGCAGAAAUGUGGCGACAGGACUCGCUAUCGGCGCGGUGGUGCUCGGUAUCUAUGGCUACACUUUCUACUCCGUAUCCCAAGAAAAAAUCAUGGAUGAAAUAGACGAAGAAGCAAAAGUGCGUAUACCGAAGACUGGAGCAAACUGAAGGAGCUGUGAUGCUCAGAACUGUCCACACGGACACCGAGGAGAGCGACUGAGUGCACAUCCAUCCAUUCAGUCUGAGACUCUUGCCAAGGAUUGCUAUUAAAAAGCAGUUUGUGGAGUAUGUUAGUGGAGACCUGGAAACCGAAUGCCAUUAUGAUGAAGACUGCAGCAGUGUUUAUACUACUGCUGAUUUUACUGGAGUGCAAAUACAUGCAGGAUCAGAAUGAGAGUAAUUUAAAUAAUAGCCAUGUUGUUGUCGGUUUCUUUUGUGUAUAUUUGUCUUUUUUAUGAACACAAUAAAUGUGUCCUAAAAAUAA
Danio aesculapii is the source of this 647-nucleotide messenger RNA. Its product is annotated as cytochrome c oxidase assembly factor 3 homolog, mitochondrial. The record is from RefSeq and is a predicted model, not a curated record. The coding region runs from base 32 to 331 and encodes 99 amino acids. Gene Ontology annotation, cellular component: mitochondrial inner membrane. Gene Ontology annotation, biological process: mitochondrial respiratory chain complex IV assembly. The transcript has 2 exons. Lineage: Eukaryota; Metazoa; Chordata; Actinopteri; Cypriniformes; Danionidae.